AAAAUCAGAAAGGAACAUUCUGCAAAACGGAGAAGAAGAUUGGGUUUCUGAAUUGUGAACCUCGUGAUCCCUUCUCCCCACCCAUAUCCAAAUCCAAACCCGUCUUUGUUCGCGACUCCAUUCCAUUCCAUCGCAAAACUCCGAGUCUUCCUCCAAAGGGGUUUCACUUUCGCAUCGAACAAGAGACCAAAAUCGCAUUGCACAAGAUUCUCAUUCAUCUCCCCAAUCGAAUCAUCGGAUGAACAAGUUUGAGGAAUCAAUCUCCCUCAUCAUCAUGGCUAGAGUCCCAACAGAACUGGGUUUUCUUCUCAUACCCAGAUGAGAUUACCCUAUCUCAUUUUUUGUCUGUACGAGGAACAUGUUUUCAGGAACAACAACAAUAGCAACCUUUGUGUCUGGUGGGUUCUGAUUGAUUCAUCACAUGAUUCUGUCAAGGUCUUGUUCUGUAACAAAGGGAUCGGUGUUGUGAUUUUCAGAUUCGUAGAAGAGGGUGUUGGUUUUUCUCUUUUCUGAAUUGUUAUUAUGUUCAAACAGAUACUCAGUAAGCUUCCUCGUAAGUCACCAAAAGCUUCUGAGCAAGGUGGAAAUGGAAGUGGGAACCAUGGUUUACAUUCAAAACCUGGAGUUUCGUCUUCAUCGUCGCAUGCCCAUUACUCUGAAUUAAAUGCAGGGAAUCAUCAUGGUAAUAGUGUUCAGUUGAAUGGGAAUCCGGAUGGCGAUUCGGCUUCUCUUUAUGACGAAGCGUUGCCUGCAUUCAAGGAUGUUCCUAAUUCGGAGAAGCCGAUUUUGUUUGUGAAGAAGCUGAGGAUGUGUAGUGUUGUGUUUGACUUCACUGACCCUGCCAAGCACCUCAGAGAAAAGGAGGUUAAGAGACAGGCAUUGGUGGAGCUGGUGGAUUAUGUGAAUGGUGCCAAUGCCAAGUUUUAUGAAACUGUGAUACAAGAAGUUGUGAAAAUGGUGUCUGUGAAUAUGUUUAGGACGCUGAGCCCUCAACCUCGUGAGAACAAAGUUGUCGAUGGCCUUGAUAUGGAGGAUGAUGAGCCUUCGAUGGAUCCUGCGUGGCCUCACUUGCAAAUUGUGUAUGAGUUAUUUCUGAGGUUUGUUGCAUCGUCUGAGCUGGAUGCGAAGUUGGCUAAGAGGUACAUUAAUCAGUCCUUUAUUGUGAAGCUGCUGGAUUUGUUUGACUCUGAAGAUCCUAGAGAAAGGGAAUAUUUGAAAAUGACUUUGCACCGCAUCUACGGGAAAUUUAUGGUUCAUCGCCCUUUCAUCAGGAAAGCCAUCAACAAUGUGUUUUUUGGUUUGAUUUUUGAGACAGAGAAGCAUAAUGGCAUUGCUGAACUCCUAGAAAUUCUGGGGAGCAUCAUUAAUGGUUUUGCACUGCCUUUGAAAGAAGAGCAUAAAUUGUUUCUUGUCCGCUCUCUGAUUCCCCUGCACAAACCGAAAUGCUUAGCAACGUACCAUCAGCAACUGUCUUAUUGCAUCACCCAAUUUGUAGAGAAAGAUUGCAAGCUUGCUGAUACCAUCAUUAGGGGAUUGUUGAAGUACUGGCCUAUAACCAAUAGUUCGAAGGAAGUCAUGUUUUUGGGUGAGUUGGAAGAAGUAUUAGAAGCAACUCAACCUCCAGAAUUCCAGCGUUGUAUGGUGCCAUUGUUUCGACGAAUUGCCCAUUGUUUGAAUAGUCCACAUUUUCAGGUGGCAGAAAGAGCUUUGUUCUUAUGGAAUAAUGAUCACAUUCAAAACUUAAUCAAACAAAACCGCAAAGUGAUUCUUCCCAUUAUCUUCCCCGCAUUGGAGAAAAAUACUAGAAGGCACUGGAACCAAGCUGUCCAUAGUUUGACUUUAAAUGUGCGGAAGAUUUUUAAUGAUCUCGAUCCUGAUCUGUACAAGGAAUGCUUACAAGAGUUUGAAGACAAUGAAUCAAAGCAGGAUGAAUUGAGAGCUAAACGUGCAGCCACUUGGAAACAAUUAGAGGAACUUGCUGCACAGAAAGCUGGAAGUAGUGAAGCAGUGCUUAUCCAAUAAAGCACGCAGUUGCAGUUCUGCAGCUUCCUAUGUAAUACUCUCCUCAAAUGAGACUGGCUGGCCGGAUACAAAGUCUCAGUUUAUGAUAUCAUGUAGCAACACAACCGGCCUGCAUUGAUGAGGGUUGGUAGUAAGUGAUGAGUAGCUUGCUUGUUUUAAUUACAAACAAACAAGCUCUAGGUGGUGUACCUAGUCUUUCAUUUUGUAAAAUCAUUAUAUAAUCAAUUUUCAAUUAUUGUUAUUAGAUUUUUUUCCUAGUAUCAAAUUAUAUAUUGUUGUAUCAUCGAAAGAGUUUGACUAUAAUUAUUUAAACGAUCAAACUUUUUUAAUGAUAUGACAAUAUAAGUAAAUGGUUGAUUAUGUAAAAAAUUUGUUCACACUUUAUGUUAUUUGGGAAAACAUUACCAUUUUGGAAGUUGGUGUAAUAUGUACAACUGCAUGGGAAAGCUUGUUGAGAGUCAAACAAUGCUCAUACAUCUUAAGAAAAUAUUUGAUUUUCA
Lotus japonicus is the source of this 2522-nucleotide messenger RNA. Its product is annotated as serine/threonine protein phosphatase 2A 57 kDa regulatory subunit B' theta isoform-like. Gene Ontology annotation, molecular function: protein phosphatase regulator activity. Bases 523 to 2022 code for a protein of 499 amino acids. NCBI's taxonomy places the organism in Eukaryota, Viridiplantae, Streptophyta, Magnoliopsida, Fabales, Fabaceae. Gene Ontology annotation, biological process: signal transduction. The transcript is spliced from 3 exons. Gene Ontology annotation, cellular component: protein phosphatase type 2A complex. The record is from RefSeq and is a predicted model, not a curated record.